UUCUGACGUGAAAGAAGGACAGUCAAUCUGUAGUUUCGGCCGCUUUAUAAUUCUUUAAUCCUAAUUUAAUCAUUCUUUACCACUUUUUUAUCAUGUGAAUUUACGGACUGUUUUAUUAUAUUGUCGUAUAAAACUGGAACAAGGAGUUUUUGUUUUACCCGGAAGUCUUUUCUACUGCGUGGUAGCGUUGACAGUAAAGUACAACAUGUCCAUAGUGAACGCCUUGUUGUUUGUGUCCCUGUUUGUGAGCGUGGACGUCUGCGCUCUCGGCUUCCUACGCUUCCUGCAGUUGUCUCCGCAAAUCUUCUUCCGCUUCCCAUGCCCGCCGCUAGUCGCUUUGUGGACAGGAGAGCUGACUAGAGCUUUCCUCCUCCUGCUGCUCCCACUAGUAGCUGGUGGUCCCUCAUGGGCACGAGGCUUCGGUAUUGUCCAGAGCGUCCUGGUCCUGACUUUGCACCUGCCAGUGUACGUGACACUUGUGCACGCGCUGGGCGGAGCUGUCGACGAGGAAAUGUGGAGCUGGCACUCCUGGGAAAGGAUGUUUCAGGGCUACCUGGUGACCCUUGUGUCGUGGAUCUACUGGACUCACUACGUCCAGUCUCUGCUGCUGUCUCUGACUCGCUCCGUGUCGUUCCUGUGGAGACCAAAGAGCAGACUCUGCCAGGAGACCAAAAAGGAAUCCGUCUCAUCUCUGAGGAGACUGUUGGGAUUCAUGCAGCCUCACAUCGUUUGCUUUGCGGGCGUCUUGCUUCUUGUGGCGCUUUCCUCUUUCUGUGAGAUGGCAGUACCUAAGUACACGGGUCAGGUUACGGACUGGAUCCACAACCAGGGGGCGCCUGACGCUUUUACAGAGGCCAUCACAAUUAUCGCUGUCAUGACUGUUGCCGGUGCUGUGCUAGAGUUCAUUGGUGACCUGAUGUACAACAUCACCAUGAGUAACAUUCACACGGCGGUACAGGCAGAUGUCUUCCAGGCCGUGCUCAAGCAGGAGAUCGCCUUCUUUGACACCACCCCUGCAGGUGAGCUGGUUUCGCGUAUCACCACGGACACCAACACCAUGAGCGAAGCACUGAGCCAGAAGCUGAGCUUGCUCAUGUGGUACACUGGCCGUGUGAUCUUUCUCUUCGCCUUCAUGCUCAUGCAGUCGUUCAAAAUGUCGUUGGUCACCCUCAUGGGACUUCCCAUCAUUUGGGUCGUGCCGAAGUUCACGGCACACUUCAACCAGACAAUAUCGGUGAAAGUUCAAGAGUCACUGGCUAAAGCCAACCAGGUGGCAACAGAAACCUUCUCUUGCAUCAAGACGGUGAAAAGUUUCGCUAACGAGGAGGGCGAGACGGAACGCUACAGGCGCUGCACGGAGGAAACGUACGCCCUCAACAAGUUAGAGGCAGUGGCAUACGCCAGUACUACGUCUGCCAAUAGCAUGACCACUUUGGCCAUGAAGGUGUUCAUCCUCUACUACGGAGGCGUUCUCGUGACCCGCGGGUUGGUCAGCAGUGGAGAACUUGUCUCCUUCGUCCUCUACGAGCUUCAGUUUGCUUCUGUCGUAGAUGCCUUAAUGCAUUGCUACCCAUCGGUGAAGAAAGCUGUGGGGAGUUCUGAGAAGAUAUUUGAAUACUUGGAUCGGAAACCUCAAGUUCCUCCAGAUGGAACUUUGGCCCCGGAUGACCUGAAGGGACACGUUCAGUUCAAAAAUGUCACGUUUGCCUAUUCGAAAGGCAACGGUAUAGCCCUCAAGGACGUGUCCCUGGAAAUGAAACCCGGGAAGAUCACUGCACUUGUGGGGCUCAACAGAGCUGGAAAGUCGUCUUGCGUCAAGCUGCUGGAAAGGUUUUAUCAACCCCAAAGUGGAGUCAUCCUCCUGGACGGGAAACCCUUAGACACUUAUAAGGACGCUUAUCUUCGCCAGAAGAUCUCAGUGGUUAGCCAGGAAGUUGCGCUGUUUGCCCGUUCCGUGAGGGAGAACAUCAAGUACGGCUGCCCAGACGCCACUGAUGAGGACAUGUACGAGGCUGCUAAGAUGGCCAGCGUCCACGAGGACAUCACCAAAUUGUCCAAGGGUUACGACACUGAUGCUGGUGAGAAAGGAGGGCAAAUAUCUGGCGGCCAGAAGCAACGUAUCGCUAUUGCCCGAGCCUUAAUCCGACGGCCCACCGUCUUGGUUCUAGACAACGCCACCAGUGACUUGGACACCAAAAAUGAACAUCAGGUCUACGAGGCCCUUCUGAAACUCAAAAAUUGCUCUGUGCUGCUGAUAUCCACCAAAAUGAGCGUGGUGGAGAUGGCCGACCACACCGUUGUUCUCCAUGAUGGCGCGGUUGAGGCAGAGGGCAGCCACGCCCAGCUGCUAAAAACCAGCCAGCUGUACGCUCAGCUGGUGAAGAAGGAAAAGGAGGAGUAGUGGACCCUUUCAUUUUUAUAUUUGUCUUGCGUAACUUCUUUGAUUUCCACUGCAAUGCUGGUCUUAAUAUUUGUUUUUAAAGAUUUAAUGUCUUCAAACUACAUUUGUUUGCAAAACCAGCGGAUCUGAUUGCAACGUGGCCACUUUGGCACUUGUUUUGAGCUACAUUAGUUUACUGCUGGUCCUUUCCACUAAACUUUUUUCCCCUUCAUGUUGAGAAACGUCUUUGGUCUCAGAUACUGUCGUGGUCUUAAGCACAACACUGGAGUCCAUAAUUUUUAGUGUCACUAUUUCCCCCAUUGUGAGCGAAUUUCGCCGUUUGAAACCAGAACAUGAAAUCCAGCCGAACUUUCCUGGUUUUGGUAUUGGUCUUGCUGGUACAGAAACCAGCAUAUUCAGGGUUUCUUAAGGCAGGUACUUUAACUCAUUUGCUCCCAAAAACGUAUAAAUACGUUCUAUUUUUUAUUGCUUCAGUGUCCCAAAAACGUAUUUAUACGUCUUUUGCGUUUGUUUUUUUUUUUUGGCAAGAGGCAUCUAUAGGUUCCGAUCCAUCUAAAAUAUAAUGUACAAAGCUCAAAACCCAUUUUAAAGCAAUAAAACUGGCCACUGGAGGUCAGUAGCGCAUUUGGUAAGAACUCAUCUCGGGCCAAGAAAGGAAGUGAAGAAAAAUAGUCGAGAAACGGAAGUUGGAGGGAUCUUGUGAAGACGUGUGAGAAUUUGAGAAAAAUGUGGAGAACGAUCGGG
Molecule: messenger RNA, 3145 nt
Organism: Corythoichthys intestinalis (scribbled pipefish)
Lineage: Eukaryota; Metazoa; Chordata; Actinopteri; Syngnathiformes; Syngnathidae
Gene: tap1
Product: transporter 1, ATP-binding cassette, sub-family B (MDR/TAP)
Exons: 13
Coding region: 206-2401 (731 amino acids)
Biological process (GO): oligopeptide export from mitochondrion
Cellular component (GO): mitochondrial inner membrane
Molecular function (GO): ATP binding; ATP hydrolysis activity; ABC-type oligopeptide transporter activity
Source: RefSeq, a predicted model, not a curated record